Messenger RNA from Musca vetustissima, 402 nucleotides. RefSeq lists its product as uncharacterized. The annotation marks the transcript as partial. The record is from RefSeq and is a predicted model, not a curated record. Lineage: Eukaryota; Metazoa; Arthropoda; Insecta; Diptera; Muscidae. The transcript is spliced from 2 exons.
GCUAUUUUACAAUCCCAACAAACUGGAGACGGCCAGGAAAUGACACUUGUUGCAACAGACGAAACAUCAUUAGCUCCGAAAAAUAUCGCAUCUGAUGAUGCAUCAAAUAUAUCAAGUGGUGAAUCUUUCGAUGAGGGAAGUACCAUCAGUGUGGCAAAGCAACGCUAUGCCAAUAUGUUAAAACACGAAUUAGAAGGUGAUGUUGCGGAGGGCUUACUUAUUUCCAAAGAUCAAUAUGAUCAUUUACGCUACGAAGAUGAGAAAAUAAUGCAAUUGCGUAAUGCUAGGGACAUUCGAGAACUCUAUCAAUUGGCGGAGGAAAUUAUUAUUGGUGAACGCAUUGAAGAUAAUGGUGAAGAGGAAGAAGGCCAAGAUGGAGAAGGUGGCACGACUGGGAUUUAA